CUUCUUUGCCCUCUUUAGAUUUCCCGGCUUUCUUCUCUGGUGUCUCGCUCUUUUUUUCUUGUUUUUUUCUUGUUUUCUUUCCUCUCAUCUUGCCUCUCUCACGCCUUUCCCAUAUACGCCCUCCUCCGAUGCUGACAGCCUAGAGGAAACUACCCUGCUCAUCUUCACCACUACCAGCUGCGUCAUCAAGCACAAGCACCAUGACGACCACCUACAUCCCCGAGUCCGCCCGUGAUCGCUUUGACUAUGUCGUCGUGGGCGGCGGCACCGCCGGAUGCAUCAUCGCAUCCCGGCUGGCCGAGUACCUGCCCGAGAAGAAGAUCCUGGUGAUCGAGGGCGGCCCCAGCGACUUCAUGGACGACCGCGUCCUCAAGCUGGACCAGUGGCUGGCGCUCCUGGGCGGCGAGCUGGACUACGACUAUCCAACAACGGAGCAGCCCAUGGGCAACUCGCACAUCCGCCACUCGCGCGCAAAGGUCCUGGGCGGCUGCUCGUCCCACAACACCCUCAUCUCCUUCCGCCCCUUUGAGUACGACAUGAAGAUCUGGGAGUCCUUUGGCGUACGCGGCUGGGACCACGCCACGCUGAUGCGCCUCAUGGGCAAGCUGCGCAACACGGUCCAGCCCGUCCACGCCCGUCACCGCAACCAGCUGUGCCAGGACUGGGUCAAGGCCUGCAGCGGCGCCCUGGACGUGCCCAUCAUCGACAACUUCAACAAGGACAUCGCCGAGGCGGGCGCCCUCACCCAGGGCGUCGGCUUCUUCAACAUCAGCUACAACCCGGACGACGGCCGCCGCUCCAGCGCCUCGGUCGCCUACAUCCACCCCAUCCUGCGCGGCGAGGAGUCCCGCCCGAACCUGACCAUCCUGACCAACGCCUGGGUCGACCGCGUCAACGUGGCCGGCGACGCCGUCACGGGAGUGAGCCUGACCCUGCGCGACGGCAGCAAGCGCGUCGUCGAGGCCGGCGCCGAGACCAUCCUGUGCGCCGGCGCCGUCGACACCCCACGCCUGCUGCUGCUCUCGGGCCUGGGCCCCAAGGACCAGCUCUCGGGGCUCGGCAUCCCCGUCGUCCGCGACGUGGCGGGCGUGGGCGAGAACCUGGUCGACCACCCCGAGUCCAUCAUCAUGUGGGAGCUCGGCCGGCCCGUGCCCAAGAACCAGACCACCAUGGACUCGGACGCGGGCAUCUUCCUGCGCCGCGAGGCGCCCGACGCCGCCGCCCGCAGCGGCGCCACCCCGACCAACCCGCGCGCCCUGCCCGACGGCGCCGUGGCCGACGUCAUGAUGCACUGCUACCAGAUCCCCUUCGCCCUCAACACGGCCCGCCUGGGCUGCGACGUGCCCGCCGACGGCUACGCCUUCUGCAUGACCCCCAACAUCCCCCGCCCCCGCUCCCGCGGCCGCCUGUACCUGACAUCGCCCGACCCCAAGGUCAAGCCCGCCCUCGACUUCCGCUACUUCACCGACCCGGACGGCUACGACGCCGCCACCCUCGUCUACGGCAUCCGCGCCGCCCGCAAGGUGGCCGAGCAGGAGCCCUUUAAAGGCUGGAUCAAGCGCGAGGUCGCCCCGGGCCCCGCGGUCCAGACGGACGAGGAGAUCAGCGAGUACGCCCGCCGAGCCGCACACACCGUCUACCACCCGGCGGGCACCACGCGCAUGGGCGACGUCGAGUCGGACCCGCUCGCCGUCGUCGACUCGCGCCUCAGGCUGCGCGGGCUGCGGGGCGUCCGCAUCGCCGACGCCGGCGUCUUCCCCACCAUCCCGUCCAUCAACCCCAUGCUGACUGUCAUGGGCAUCGCCGAGCGCUGCGCCGAGAUGGUGGCAGAGGACGCGGGCGUGAAGCUGCCUGCCAAGCUGUAGGCUGCUGCAUUCCUGAAAUUAUGUGACUCUAUUUUGGGGUCAUGUUUCAAGUUUGAAUGUGAACAUGACCUUGUCAUUUGCUUGUUUUUCUCCUUUACGUCUUUAUGGGCAUUUCUCAAGAGUGUCGAUAUGUAGAUACCCUAUCGUCCUGGAGCUUCAGCUUGAGCGAACCUGGAAGGAUGCGAAAGAAAAAAAAUUGGAUUUACGAAUGUGGAAUCUCAAUGAAUCAAGUCUUUGUAUUGAGACUAUACUACAAGAUGAGAUAUCAUCACGCCGGGCUCAUGCUCGUCUGUUCUCCAGACAGCGAACCAAAUCUGAAAUAUCUCCAGCGGGUCUCCAUGUCAAUCCAGCCAUCGCACCAUCCGUUUGCACUUCAAGAAGAAGCGCAAAGAGGGACACACCCGUUUCGUCCCGCAUAGCCGACGAAAGAAAUUGCAUCUUCUUUUCCUGUUCCUCUGGAGCUGCCAGCCUCAAACGUCCGACGGUAAUAGCCCUCUAUGGCCGCCCACCAGAGCCGUCCCUGCACACGCAGGCCGCGCACGACGCGCUCAGCUGGUUCCGGAGCUCGCCGUUGACGGUGCAGUAGAAGAGCCGAUUGUCGGGCGUGCAGUAGUCCUGUAUGUCGCGCGGGCACCGGAUGUUCCACAUCGGGGGCGGCGACGAGAGCGCGUCCCCCGUGGCGUCUUGCGGCGGCAGCGGGGACGCCGAGGAUAGCGCGGGCAGGAGGGACAGCAGCGCGCCGCCAAUGAUGGUUUGUGACGUGGCGACCUGGUGGGUGGUGGUGACGGGACUUGUUAGGUUGGACGUCAAGGGCUGUUUUUAGGGGAUAGCGGAAGAGUGGUGCUGACCUUCAUCUUGUGAUAACUCGCCGACCAAGACCAAGAGGCUCUGCGCUUGUGGCUUUCUGCCUUUGCACAACGGAUGAUCGUCGGUACAGGGCGCCACACCGCGGUGCCGAGGGAUGUGUGAUGUCCACUGGGACGCUUUGGGUAGGGGGGACCUGCAGACUUGAUGGUGCGGCUGCAACCGAAAGCGUAUUGCAACUAGCAGCCGAGCGAUCGGCGAGCUCCCCGUGACCUUGUGUUUUUCUAGUAUUCGGGUGUGUCGAUGGAGCGGCAGGCUGGUGAUCCUCGCCCCGCUGCGGUGGGCGAUCUCUUUUGGCGGAAGGGGUUGAUCGGCUCGGCUAUGAUGUGUUCCCACCCGGGCGAGGGAAGAGCGGCCCUUCUUAUAAUAACGACGACGGUUCGAUAGUUGCUAUUUGCGGUCCUCUUUGGCCUUGGUGUGGAGACCUAGGCUAGAUCGAGUUGGUCCAGCAUAUCUAGGGUAGACAAGACAGGGGAGCUUAUCACAAGGACUUUUUGUCAAGACGCCGAUGGGGUUGUGAGCGCCGAUGCUGGCCGUUAGAGUAUGGAGCUGAGCCUUGGCUGUAGGAGGAGGGUGGUAUUGAUGGGAAAGAGCGCAGCCAGACAGGGGGGAGACGACCCUAGAUUCUUCCGCUUUGGGAUACCGCGGUUCUCGCUUUCUCGGCUUCCCGGAGCUCCCGGCUUAUCAGGUAUCUGCAAUAGGACACUGAUUCUGCGUGAUGAAGCAACCAAAGGCUAGAUGGAAGCGACGCAGACUAGGCCUAGCGGGCUGAGAGGUGUGUGGGCCAGACGAAG
This is a messenger RNA of Gaeumannomyces tritici R3-111a-1, 3523 nucleotides long. RefSeq lists its product as hypothetical. The record is from RefSeq and is a predicted model, not a curated record. Gene Ontology annotation, molecular function: oxidoreductase activity, acting on CH-OH group of donors; flavin adenine dinucleotide binding. The coding region runs from base 201 to 1865 and encodes 554 amino acids. The transcript has a single exon. NCBI's taxonomy places the organism in Eukaryota, Fungi, Ascomycota, Sordariomycetes, Magnaporthales, Magnaporthaceae.